AUUUCAUCCUGGCUAACGCACAGGUAGCAAAGGGGUUUCCUAUAGUUUACUGUUCAGAUGGCUUCUGUGAGCUGACAGGUUUUGCACGCACUGAGGUCAUGCAGCAGAGCUGUUCAUGCAGGUUUCUUUACGGGCCCGAGAGCAGCGAACAUGCCAUCCAGCGCGUGGAUUCUGCCCUGGAAGAGCGAAGCGAGCUUAAAGAGGAGAUCAUGUUCUACAAGAAGAAAGGUGGUGUUUUCUGGUGUCUUCUGGACAUUGUGCCUAUUAAGAAUGAGAAAGGCGAUGUCGUUCUCUUCCUGGCUUCAUUCAAAGACAUCACAGACACCAAAGCAAAAGCCAUCCCAGUUGAAAAGAAAGAGCGACAUCGCGGCCAGGUGAAAGGUGGAUCUCCAUUCGGUACUGCUCGUGUUCACUCUAACACCGUCCUCUAUAACAUCUCAGGACAUCUCCACAACCGGCAGAAACAAAACAAAAUCAAACUCAACAAGAAUGUUUUCGGUGAUCCACCAGCACUGCCAGAGUACAAAGUUGCAGAUGCCAAGAAGUCCAAGUUUAUCCUCCUCCACUUCAGCACCUUCAAGGCUGGCUGGGAUUGGCUCAUCCUGCUGGCCACUUUCUACGUGGCUGUGACUGUGCCAUACAAUGUGUGUUUUAUUGGUGAUGAAGAUUUGACACGUAGCACCACUGUGAGUGACAUCGCCGUGGAGAUCCUGUUUAUCAUCGACAUCUUGCUAAACUUCCGCACUACAUAUGUGAGCACAUCUGGACAAGUGAUCUUCGAUGCUCGGCAGAUCUGCAUCCACUACAUGACCACCUGGUUAAUCAUCGACUUGGUGGCUGCACUGCCCUUCGAUCUCCUCUAUGCCUUCAACGUUAGUGUGGUCUCAGUUGUGCACUUGUUAAAGACGGUACGUUUGCUGCGCCUGCUGCGCCUGCUGCAGAAAAUGGACCGCUACUCUCAGCACAGCACCGUGGUGCUGACCCUGCUCAUGUCCAUGUUCGCCCUGCUGGCUCACUGGAUGGCCUGCAUCUGGUACAUCAUUGGAAAGAAGGAGAUGGACAGCAAGGUGAACACCACCUGGGAUAUCGGUUGGCUACAUGAGCUGGGAAAGCGUUUGGAACUUCCUUAUUCCACAGUGAACGGCUCAGCUAACAGUGGUCCAUCAUUGCGCAGUGUCUACAUCGCUUCACUUUACUUCACUCUCAGCAGUCUGACGAGUGUGGGCUUCGGCAAUGUCUCGGCUAAUACCGAUGCUGAGAAGAUCUUCUCUAUUUGCACAAUGCUUAUUGGAGCACUAAUGCAUGCUGUCGUAUUCGGUAACGUGACAGCUAUCAUUCAGCGCAUGUACUCACGCUGGUCCUCGUACCAUAUGCGAACAAAAGACUUGAAGGACUUCAUAAGAGUGCACCACCUGCCUCAGAGCCUCAAACAGCGCAUGCUAGAGUACUUCCAGACGACCUGGUCUGUCAACAAUGGCAUAGACUCAAAUGAGCUCCUGAAGGACUUCCCUGAUGAGUUGCGUUCAGACAUCGCCAUGCACCUGAAUAAGGAAAUUCUGGAACUGGCUGUGUUCUCAUCUCUGAGCCGUGGUUGUCUGCGCUCUCUGUCGCUGCACAUAAAGACAUCAUUUUGCGCUCCUGGAGAAUAUCUCUUGCGACAAGGAGAUGCUCUGCAGGCCCUCUUCUUUGUCUGCUCUGGCUCUAUGGAGGUGCUUAAGGAUGGCAUGGUGCUCGCUAUUCUUGGUAAAGGGGACCUGAUUGGGGCCAACUUGUCUGUGGAAAACUGGGUGAUAAAGACCAGUGCAGACGUGAAAGCACUGACAUAUUGUGAUUUGCAGUGCAUUAAUCUGAGGGGACUGUAUGAGGUGCUGGACCUGUACCCUGAGUACUCCCACCACUUUGUCCAGGACAUCACUCAAGACCUUACCUACAACCUCAGAGAGGAGCAAGAGAGCUAUGUGGAGAGAAGGACAAAUGGUAGCUUGAGCCAGCACAGUGUAACCACACACUCUCUUCGACAUGUAGAAGAACUUCACAUUCAACACAACGCAGUUACCAAACCUGACCUCUCUAAUCUCAGUCCCAGGGUUGUUGAUGGUACAGAAGCUAGUGAAGGAACAGAGACAGGAAACUCUUCAGCAUUCCCUUUCACUCCUGGUUAUCAGAACAGUUCAACCAACACAACCGCCAGCAAAACAGGUAUUCUGCAGGUAAGCUCAGCUGAACUAGCAGCAAAAUCAGAAGAGACCAGAGGACAUUUAGGCCACCUUGACCAAGAGGUAAGCUCCCUCGGACAAGAAGUAGCUGAACUGAGCCGGGUAAUGAAGAGCCUUGCCUUUCUCAUCGAAUCCAUGAUGGUUUUGCCACAAACGGCCAAUAUCUACAGCCCUCUCUGCACCCAAGGACAUUCCACACAAACCAUUUCUCCUGAAGACCAGGUCAUACCUUGGAUUAAUCGGCUUCCUUCCAGACUGGUGCAUUCUGGGAUCCCUCCUGGAGGACUGGCAACCAUCACAGCACAGGAACUGGUUCUGUUUUCCCAGUCAGAUGUGAAAAACCUCAAACGCAGAUCCCAAAGCUUGAAAACUGUGCACCAGACCCCACCCACUCACACCACUACAUUACUUCAUGCUGCACAACAAUCACCUAAAGAAGGGACAGGUCACAGUGUCCAGGGUUCAUCAUAGCAACAAAUCCUGAAUGGACAAAUCCCUGAGGCAUGUGAACUAUGACUCAGAUCAGUGGAUUAACGCGCACAAGUUAAUUUAAAUAAUAUUUAUUUACAUACACAUUGAAUAGAAGCUUUUAAAUGAAAUUGUAUGACCAGUUUUGCAAUGUUCUACAGGGGAAAUUAGCUGCUCAUUAUCAUAUUCUGACCUUAACUACUACAAAUUUAAUCUAAUUGUGGCUGAGGUCAAGGCUGGGCCUUGGGUGUAAUGUAUUGUAAUGGAUUAGAUAUACACUGAUCAGGCAUAACAUUAUGACCACCUGCCUAAUAUUGUGUUGGUCCCCCUUUUGCUGCCAAAACAGCCCUGACCCAUCGAGGCAUGGACUCCACUAGAUCCCUGAAGGUGUGCUGUGGUAUCUGGCACUAAGAUGUUUAACAGCAGAUCCUUUAAGUCCUGUAAGUUCUCUUUGGUCAAACUCACUCAAAUCCUUACACUUAUCCAUUUUUCCUGCUUCUAACACAUCAACUUUGAGGAAAAAAUGUUCACUUGCUGCCUAAUAUAUCCCACCCACUAACAGGUGCCAUGAUGAGGAGAUCAUCAACGUUAUUCACUUCACCUCUCCCUGAUCAUAAUGUUAUGGCUGACCGGUGUAUAGCCUAAUCUCAUUCAAAACAUUGAAAUCUCCUUCAGUAUCUGACUUCCUUGGUCUCUAAUAGACACAAAUGAUUUCGAGACAGUAAUAUGUUGUUAAAAAUUCAAUUGAAGUCACAGAUUUUGACUAUCACACCCUGUCGUCCUACCGAUGUAUGAUCGUUCCUUCAUGCUUGACCGUGAACGCAGUGCAUACCCUAACAAAAAGUCUGACCAAAAUAGCAACAGUACACUCACUCUGCUAUAACUAAAAUGCAGGCCUUAAUUAAAAAAUGCUGUUAAUGAAUGCACUGAACUCAACUCAUGGAAGAAGCCUGCAGAUGACCAGUGCGAUGACAUUUUUAAUUAAAAGCUUUAUGGAAUGUUUUCUGUUUAAGGAACCGUUUUGAUGCAUGGCACUACAACGUCUGCACUGACCUUUACAGUCAGUUAUUUAGACUCAGCACAGUUAUCUGCAUCUAGAAAAAACUUUUCAGCCUGUUUUUUAAAAAAGAGCAUGUGUAAAAUGAGUGGGCGUGGCAUAACAAUAGGUCAUAGAGACUCUAUAUAGAGUCAUACAGUAGGCAUGACAUGCGCAUGAACGUCACCUCGAGAUUGUGUGUUUCUGUUUCCGUUAGAAAGAAAUAGCCGGGACAUGGUGUGUGUGUGUGUGUGUGACCUGAAAGGUCCUUGCCCUUUCACCAUGGUCCCUCCAUUUCAAAUGCAUGUUAGCAUUUCUUAGCAAAUUUACUGGAUUCAGAGAUUUACCUGCAUCCCAGUUUUAGAACUGUCAAUAUAUUGCAAUAAUAUCUUAUAUAUUACAGCAUUUUGCAAUCCUCAGUGCAACACUGCUGCAAGCCCAGACACUCCUACUCUCCCCCCUCUGCUGGAGCAGCUUGUCCCAGAAUGCUAACACUGCUAAAAAAUUUAUGAAAGGUAUCGCAACUUUGGUCAGAUUUUUCCUUCAAGUGUCAGUCUUUUUACUGGCAUGAGAAAGACUUAAUAUUCUGUUGCAUAAAACUAGGAUUUAAAAAAAAAAAAACAUAUUUACAAAAACCAGCAUCUACAACUUAAAGACGUAUUUUUAUACCUCUGUGUUCUUGGUGUUUCGGGGCAGAGGAAGGGUAAUGAUGGGUAAAAUAUGUAGCGUGGCUUAGCAUAGAGCCGAGUACGCUCUCACUCUGGCCUGCUGGGUAUGUAAA
Hemibagrus wyckioides is the source of this 4501-nucleotide messenger RNA. It is a transcript of the gene kcnh8, whose product is annotated as potassium voltage-gated channel, subfamily H (eag-related), member 8. The record is from RefSeq and is a predicted model, not a curated record. Gene Ontology annotation, cellular component: membrane. Gene Ontology annotation, biological process: regulation of membrane potential; potassium ion transmembrane transport. NCBI's taxonomy places the organism in Eukaryota, Metazoa, Chordata, Actinopteri, Siluriformes, Bagridae. Gene Ontology annotation, molecular function: voltage-gated potassium channel activity. The transcript is spliced from 14 exons. Bases 99 to 2687 code for a protein of 862 amino acids.